Anolis carolinensis (green anole) is the source of this 3126-nucleotide messenger RNA. RefSeq lists its product as uncharacterized. The transcript is spliced from 2 exons. Gene Ontology annotation, molecular function: aspartic-type endopeptidase activity; RNA-DNA hybrid ribonuclease activity; nucleic acid binding. The record is from RefSeq and is a predicted model, not a curated record. Gene Ontology annotation, biological process: proteolysis; DNA integration. NCBI's taxonomy places the organism in Eukaryota, Metazoa, Chordata, Lepidosauria, Squamata, Anolidae. Bases 1 to 3126 code for a protein of 1041 amino acids.
AUGGUUAGGAUUGAACCAGGGGAGCCAAUGGUCGAUAUGAAAGUUGGAAAUCAAUCCGUUGAGUUUAUGCUUGAUUCCGGGGCCUCUAAGUCUGUGGUGAACACGGCUGUGUCUCACCCAACUGGAGAAGAUGUAAAUAUUGUAGCAGCUACAGGAAGACGAAAAGCUUGUCCUUUGUUGGCAGAGAGAGAAUGUUUGCUAGGGAGGCAUCUGGUCAGGCAUAGAUUCAUUUAUAUGCCUGAAUGUCCUGUGCCUCUGAUGGGAAGAGAUCUUUUGUGCAAAAUGAGAGCUGCUUUGCUUUUUGAGGAAGAUGGUUCAAUGUUGGCAGGAUUCAGGACAGGUCCGGAUAGACAACUGGUAGAACAGCAGUUGAAAAUGGCUUUGGAAGUACCUAUGGAGGAAGAGUGGAGAUUGUAUUCUGUAUUGGAAGAAAGAACUGACUGGGAAGCAUUCAAUGUCCCAGAGGUAUGGGCAGAAGAUAACCCUCCGGGGUUGGCAAAAGAUGUUCCACCAGUCAUAAUUGAAUUAAAGCCCUUCGCCAAUCCGGUGGCAAUCCGACAGUAUCGGCUCCCUCGGGAGGCGAUCGUUGGAAUUGCGGCCUAUUUGGAGAAGUUGGAAAGAUACGGGAUACUGGUUCCUUGCCAGUCUCCAUGGAACACACCCUUGUUGCCAAUCAGAAAACCGGAUGGGUCCUAUCGCCCUGUCCAAGAUUUGAGGGCUGUAAAUAAAUUAGUAGUCCCUCUCCACCCGGUAGUUCCAAACCCAUACACACUGCUUAGCCUUAUUCCACCCCAUCACCAAUGGUUUACUGUCCUGGACCUCAAAGAUGCUUUCUUUUGCAUCAGACUGGCCGAAGAGAGCCAGAAGAUUUUUGCCUUUCAAAAGGAGGAUCCUGGGACAGGGGCCAAGGGUCAACUCGUUUGGUCAAGAUUGCCACAGGGGUUUUGUAAUUCCCCGACCAUUUUCGGACAAGCCCUGGCGCAGGACUUGCUGCCAAUGGUCAAGAAUGACAAAGGAUGGACCAUUCUCCAAUAUGUAGACGAUAUCCUUCUCUGUGCAGAUAGUAGAGAGGAAUGUUUGGAAGGGACUCAGACCUUGUUGCAGUUCUUGGCAGAGAAAGGUUACAAAGUUUCGAAAAAGAAGGCUCAGCUAGUUCAGCAGGAAGUGAAGUACUUGGGGUUUCGUUUGGCUAAAGGUGUUCGGAGGCUAGAGGUGGAGCGCAAGGAAGCCAUCUGCUCCAUCCCUACCCCCCAAACUCGGAAACAGGUCAGAGAAUUCCUAGGAGCGGCAGGGUUUUGUCGCAUAUGGAUUCCGAACUUCGGACUAUAUGCCAAACCCCUCCAUGAGGCCACAAAAGGGAAGUCAGGGGACCCCUUGGUGUGGGGAACAGAACAGCAGGAUGCAUUUGAGCAAUUGAAGAAAGCCUUGAUGUCUGCCCCCGCUUUGGGGUUGCCUGAUUUGGACAAAACUUUCUACUUGUAUGUAGGAGAACGGAAAGGAGUGGCUGUAGGAGUAUUGACUCAGCUGGUAGGCGAUUGGCCCCGGCCAGUGGCCUAUCUGUCUAAACAAUUGGACAAUGUGGCCUGUGGAUGGCCCCCAUGCUUGAGAGCUGUAGCGGCUGCUGCAGUUCUUGUAGAAGAGGCAAACAAGCUGACCUUAGGGCAGCCUGUGAUUUUAAAGUGUCCCCAUGCUGUAGUAACUCUAAUGGAACAUAGGGGGCACCAUUGGCUCACCAAUAGCCGGAUGCUUAAGUACGAGAGCAUGUUGGUGGAUAAUCCACAGGUUAAAUUGUCAGUGUGUGCCACUUUAAACCCAGCUACCUUGUUGCCAGUGGAAGAAGGAGAAUUGAUGCAGCAUGAUUGUUUAGAAGUGAUGGAUGAAGUGUAUUCAAGUAGGCCAGAUCUCAGAGAUCUGCCACUACAGACUCCAGAAUGGGUGCUUUUCACAGAUGGGUCAAGUCGUGUGGUUGGUUCCGAAAGAAAAGCGGGAUAUGCAGUGGUGAAUAGCAAUGGGGAAACCCUAGAGGCAAAGGGGUUGCCUCCAGGAACUUCCGCACAGCGGGCCGAGUUGAUUGCUCUGAUAAGGGCCCUCCAAUUGGCUAAAGGAAAAAGAGUCAAUAUUUAUACUGACUCAAAAUAUGCCUUCACCACUCUGCAUGCCCACGGUGCCAUUUACAAGGAAAGAGGAUUGCUGACAUCUGCUGGACAGCAGAUCAAGAAUGCAACAGAAAUUUUGCAACUUUUAGAUGCAGUUUGGGAACCAAAAGAGAUAGCAGUCAUGCAUUGCAAGGGACAUCAGUAUGGUGAAGAUCAGGUAACACAGGGAAAUCGCCUGGCAGAUCAACAAGCUAGGAAAGCAGCAGAUGAAAGCAAAUCGGAAGAAUCAGUUUUACAGUUGAAUAUCACACCCACAGUAGAGUCCAUGACUUACUCUGCACAAGAGAAGGAGUGGGCUCUAGCAGAAGGGGCAAAGUGGAAGGGUAAUAUUCUCAUAUUACCCAAUGGAAAAAUCUUCGUCCCAAAAGCCUUGGGAUGGGAAUUGGUGAAGGAGGUUCAUAGACAAACCCAUUUAGGUGCAACAGGAAUGGCUUCACUCUUGGAACGGCAAAUCUGGGUGGACGGCUUGCAUGCCUUGGCCAGAACCGCUGCUCUAAGAUGUGAAAUUUGUGCUAAGAACAAUCCCAGGAUGGGGCCAUUGCUCCCACCUGGAGUUCAGUAUUUGGGAACGACACCCUUUGAGUCUCUAGUGGUUGAUUUCACUGAAAUGCCAAGAGUCCAAAGAUUUCAUUACAUGUUGGUGAUGGUAUGCACAUUCUCAGGGUGGGUGGAAGCAUAUCCUACCACCUCUGAGAAGGCUGUGGAGGUCAGCCGUGCCAUGAUGAGGGAUAUAAUCCCUAGGUACGGGAUACCUUUACACAUUGGAAGUGACAAUGGCCCGGCCUUUGUUCACCAGGUCCUAGGGUGCCUAGCCCAGUUGUUAGGAACCGCAUGGAAAUUGCAUUGGGAGAUGGCAGUCCACUACCAGCAGCCCUGGGAGAAGCUUGUGUCCCUGCAAAGGCAAUCCGCCAGCCGCGGGAGACGGGAAGCGGCUGUGGCUGUAAAAGAGCGAUUGGAGCCGGCUUUCUGA